This is a messenger RNA of Hylaeus anthracinus, 1448 nucleotides long. RefSeq lists its product as uncharacterized. NCBI's taxonomy places the organism in Eukaryota, Metazoa, Arthropoda, Insecta, Hymenoptera, Colletidae. The transcript has 2 exons. The coding region runs from base 251 to 1420 and encodes 389 amino acids. The record is from RefSeq and is a predicted model, not a curated record.
ACACGAUCGAGCGGUAUGCAACGUUUCCCGCCUGAUACGAUUGUCCAAGAGCACCGGGGACGUGGUUCAGUUCUGUCGAUCGCUGGCCACCUUGGGAAAGGUCCAUCUGAGCUUCGGUCACCUGAACGCGGCGGCGAAAGCCUGGGAGCACCUGUCCAGAGACUUGAAGGAGCCUAUACCCGUGGCUUGGAUCAGGCACGAGAUAGGACGAUGCUACCUGGAGACUGGACGGUACGGACGAGCUCUGGAGAUGGCGUCCAGGUGCAUAGAUGCAGCGAUGAAGGACAACUCCGAGAAGUGGAUGCUCCAUGGAAGGCUCCUGUUAGGUCAGACCCUGGCGAAGCUGGGGAGGCUCGCGGAGGCGUUGGACGAGCUUCAGAUCGCCGCGAAGAUCACCGAGGAGGAGGGCGACAAUCCCAUGCUGUCCUACAUCCGAGAUCUCAUGGACCAAGUAUCGGUCGUCCUCAGGAGGAUCGAGAACGAGCGUCGCGGAAUCGAGAAAUCGAAGGUCACGCCGGCCACGGAGAGGGAGGAGGACCGGGACGCGAAACCGUCCGACCAGUUCAUCAGCCGAACGGAAACCGUAAUAACCACUAUGUUCUCCCAGAGGAGGGUGAUUACGGCGCUCCGUGGCGGAGGUUCCAGUAGUGGAACGUCGGUCGCCGCGGACGAGGAGAUAACGAUGCACUCGAAGGGUUCGACAAGCCUCGACGAGGUCAAGCUGGAUUUCAAAGGAAGCUCCGGAGGUCUAUCAAGGUCUACUCGGAAUCCGAGAAUAUCGCGAAAUCGAAGCAAAGUCGCUUCGUUCUCCUCCUCGUCAUCCUCGUCGUCAUCCGCUGACGAUGAACUCGCUGAAGAGCCCGAUGUCGAUUCCGUGAGAGGUAUAGUUCGCGAUACCAAGCAGAAUCUCGAAGAAGAGUCGUUGAUUCGGUCAAUAGACAGCAAAACGUCGAUGAACACCGUGAACACUGGUGCCACCUACGUGAUAGACAGCGAGGAGGAUAGUGUGGCGAAAGGAGAGUCGGACAACGAGGUCGAACCGAAAACGACGUCCUGGAGGUCCGAUAAGGGCUGCGAGGGGGCCGGGGAGAACGUUGGCUCCAGCGAUAAGAACGCGAGGGAGGGUAUGCUAAAUGCUUUUCGGGCGAUCAAAGAGUUGGCCAAUAAGAACGAAGUGGAGCUGCUGGAUGUUCUGACGGACAUGCUGCUGACACGCGAUGGGAAAGAUCGAUCGCGCGAUCUCGGGAACUCGGGCGACGCCGGCGGGGAGAAAUACGAGAACACGAGAUCCUGCGAGGAUAGCCAGGACAAGGUCGCGGCGUGUCAUUCUCUUUAUAAACACUCUCUGCCCUCCAGCCCUAGGAAACGCGACGUCAAUGAGGAUUUCCAUGGCUGCGAGGCUACUUCAGGGUCCAAUUGAUUGUAUUUCUAUUAUCAGUACAUUAAAC